Molecule: messenger RNA, 2455 nt
Organism: Drosophila arizonae
Lineage: Eukaryota; Metazoa; Arthropoda; Insecta; Diptera; Drosophilidae
Biological process (GO): protein phosphorylation
Molecular function (GO): protein kinase activity; ATP binding
Source: RefSeq, a predicted model, not a curated record
CAUGCUGAUUGUAUAAUGAAUCGUUAUAUAACACUGACCCAACUGGGUGAUGGAACGUAUGGAACCGUUGUGCUUGGCCAGCGUAAGGACACCGGCGAGAAGGUGGCCAUAAAACGCAUGAAGCGCAAAUAUUACUCCUGGGAGGAGGCUAUGAAUCUGCGUGAAGUGAAGUCUCUUAAGAAAUUAUCGCAUCCAAAUAUCGUAAAGCUGAAGGAAGUGAUUAGAGAAAACGAUACGUUAUAUUUUGUGUUUGAGUAUAUGAAGGAGAAUCUGUACCAAAUGAUCAAGGAUCGCGAUACGCAUUUACCUGAGCCGGAGCUCAAGAGUAUUCUGUUUCAGGUUUUAACUGGCUUGGCUUUCAUGCAUCGACAUGGGUUCUUUCAUCGCGAUCUGAAGCCUGAGAAUUUGUUGUGCUCCGGCCCGGAGCUGAUUAAAAUUGCGGACUUUGGACUGGCACGAGAGAUACGCUCCCGGCCGCCCUUCACGGACUAUGUGUCCACGCGCUGGUACCGGGCGCCGGAGGUGCUGCUGCACUCGACCAACUACGGCAGCUCCAUUGAUCUCUGGGCCAUGGGCUGUAUCAUGGCCGAGCUGUAUACGUUCCGGCCACUCUUCCCCGGCAGCAGCGAGGUGGAUCAGCUCUUCAAGAUUUGCUCUGUGCUGGGCACGCCCGGAAAGAGCGAUUGGCCCGAUGGCUAUCGACUGGCUGCCAUGAUACACUUUCGGUAUCCGGAUUGCAUCAAGGUGCCGCUGAGCAGCGUGGUCUCUCGCUGCAGCCAAAACGGCUUGGAUUUGCUGGAGGAUCUGCUGGCCUACGAUCCUGAGAAACGGCCAACGGCCCAACAGAGCCUCAAGUAUCCGUAUUUUCAUGCGCUUAAGCGCAUCUCGCCCGCGGCGGCUGCCAAGGCCAAUGUGCGGCUCAGCUCCAAGUAUGGUGCUGGGUCCGGACCCGUGCACCUUGUCCUACCUCCCACUGUGUCAAAUAAUGUGCUUCCGGUGCAGGAGAAACUGCAGGCCGUGACUGAGCUCAUACAUCAGAGCAACAUCAACAACAAUAACAACAACAAUAGCACCAAUAACAACAACAACAGCAACAGCAAUAGCGACAACAACAUCAAGAACAAUGGCAAAUCCCUGUACAAUGGCCAGGUCGGCAAGAAUGUGAGCAUACCCAUCAAAUACCAGCCCAAGAUAAGCUUCCUCUCCAACAACGAUCUCUCCACGGAUCCUUGCGCUCUCGGCAUGGACAUGGCCACACAGCCGACGGGCAAAGAGUCGAUCAAUGAUAUUUAUUUGAAUCGCAACAUCUCUCAGCUGUUUGGCUUGCCAGCGUCGACAGUGGCUCAUCAGCAGCCGCAGCAGCUGCCGCAGCACCAACAACAGCAACAGCAGCCACACCCACAGCCCCAGCUGCCUCCCAAUGUCUCCUUCAGCAAUACGUCGACGCGCAACGGCGGCGCCAUCUACGUGAAUGGCAGUCAACUGAGCUACGAGACGGCCAAUAAGAAUGCCAAAAACAACACCCGCAUGGCGCCUGGCAUCGGGGGCUACUACGUGCAGACGCGGCCCACGCUGCUGCAGCCCGAGGCCAAGGUGUACAACAUGUUCUCGAAGGUGAGCGCCGUGCCAGCGCCGCCGAAUCUUAUCGUGCGCCAGCACCAGCCGCCGCUGCCCUUCGAGCCGACGUCCCUCCUCAACGGAUCGGCCCUACGAUUGUCGGCGCGUUCUCAGGCAGCGCCAUCAGCGGAGCCAAGGAUAAAGGCUGAUGAUCUGGAUCUGAUCUUGGGCUCAAAACUGAAAACGUCAGCGAAACGACAACGCAACGCCAAGUCGAACAUCCUGCUGGAGGAUCUGUUCGGCCAUCUGUCCAUGGACUCGGACAGCGACAGCAAGUACCCGCACACGGUGCCGCCCACGCAGCAAGCGAAGAGUGGCCAAACGACGACCAGCUCCCAGAACGGACUCGACUUCUUCAGCGAGAACUUCAAGCGCGAUCGCGCCGCCAAGAGGCGCAGCCCCAACAGCCUGGAGGCGAACAAUGGCAGCCGCACAGAUUCGCUCUCCACGAAUCCAGCUCAAAAAAUUUUAAAAGAAAAGGGGGCUAGCUUUCCCUGGGACGAGACGAACAAAACGGAGGAUGAGAAAUUAACGGCUUGGAUGGUCGCCGAGAAUGGUUCGUUGCUGGAAAACAAGUUUUGAUAAGGAUGAACUGAUCGAGGCAUGAGAAUACGAGCACUCAUUUAUGUUGUCGUACCUGAAACCCUGAAACCUUCGCGUCAUAAAUACCCAAAGAAAAUCUAUUUCAGCGCGUCUCCUUCUAUGUUUUCAUCGAACUGAAUUCGUAUAGCAAUCAGAAGGACACUAAUCAUCAUGUAAAGUUAACGUAACCCCUAAACUAAAUUAGAUGUGUUUAUAAAAUCCAUUAAUUUUAAUGCUGUGAUAAUUAUAGAAAGAC